ACGGUUCAACUGAUUAACUCGACACAAAUAAAAAUGGUGGUUCAAUAGAUUAGAUUUCUCCGAACAUUUACUAAAUUGAAUUAAUCUACAAACGUAGUAAUCAAUAAUUAGGGAGUAAAGUACGUUUCAAAGCUUUUGGGAUCGUAAUUCGGUGCGUUUAAAAGGUGCAAUAACGAGAGUUGUGUUUGGCAAAUAACAGCUACUAUUGGAUUGUGGUCAUAAAAGCGGAUAACGCGACGGCCGUGAACUAAGCCGAAAACGACAAAGCUUGGAAUAUUUCAGUGAAGCUUGGCUGUCCAAUCAGCAUGUGACCCAAAUCUGAGAUUUCUCCUCUUUGUGUUCGUCUACAGAGCUUAUGUUUUGAUUUCAAUAACUCAAUAUUUGAAGCAGAGUUAUUUCAUCGACCAUUGUAAGUGAUUUUUGUUUUUAUCUCCCCAAGAUUUUACGAACAUGUCACGGUUGAAUACAACCUGCCAAGCUCACGGGGGGUCAGGUGUUUUACGCCUGGACACACGUAUGCUUCUCUAAACAUAAAAGAAGAUAACCUUUUACUCAUAACAAGUAGACGAUUGUGCUGUGAAUGUAACCAGUGAAAUGGAAUGCUGAUUAUUUUCUUGUCUAUUUUAGUAAGGAAAUAAAAAUCAGUUGAAUAUGCAUAACACAUUGGAGUUUGUGAAGUCAAUAAUGAGAAGAGGGAAUGUGGAUAAAGUCAUAGAAGAUUGAUUUAAAAAGAAGUGGAACAAUGUCAUACAAUGGCUCAUACUGAAAAUCACAGAUACAUAGUGCAGGUGUUUGUGGGGGCACUCUCUGCACAGUAUGAAGCUUUAUCAGUGGAAGCCUCCAAGCAGACCAGCUCUGAAGAAAUAGUUAGCUGCAUUGCUGAUAAGCUAAACUUGAACAAUGGAUCUGGAGGACCUUACGAGUUGGCCGAGGUUGUUGGCGACAUGGUCAGCGGCGAAUGCAAAGAGAGAAGACUCGGGCCUAAUGAAUCGCCGGUCGCUGUCAUGCUGCUGUGGCCGAACAACAACUCUGGCCAGUAUUACAGGUUCUACCUUCGCGAAAAAAUACCCGAAGAGCCAUGGAUGGAGAACUUUUCGGUGGAUCCCCAGCUGAUCAAGGACUUCUUCCAGAGGUUUCUGUAUCAGCCGAAGGACCGCGAGUACCCGGACCUGUGCCAGCUGCCCGAGCUCAAUGAGCAGACCUUGCUGGAUAACUUGCGUGCAAGGUUCGCGGCCGGCUACAUCUACACAUACGUCGGCUCCAUCCUGAUAGCCCUCAACCCCUUCAAGUUCUAUCCCAUCUACAACCCGAAGUAUGUCAAGUUGUACCAGAACAAAAGGAUCGGCUCCAGUCUUCCGCCUCACAUCUUCGCGGUCGCCGACGCCGCGUACCACUGUAUGCUGCGGGAACGAACGAAUCAGUGUAUAGUGAUCAGUGGGGAAAGUGGUUCGGGGAAGACGGAGAGCACGAACUUUCUUCUGCACCACUUGACCGCCCUCAGCCAGAAGGGAUCGCACGGCAGCGGCGUCGAACAGACGAUACUGAGCGCGGGCCCGGUGCUGGAAGCGUUCGGUAACGCAAAAACCGCCCAUAACAACAAUUCGAGCCGUUUCGGGAAGUUUAUACAAGUGAAUUACAAGGAAAACGGUAUGGUCCACGGUGCAGUCGUACAAAAAUAUCUGCUGGAAAAAUCUAGAAUAUGCAGUCAGGGCCGUAACGAGAGGAACUAUCACGUGUUCUAUUAUUUAUUAGCCGGUGCGUCGGAGCAAGAGAAGGAACAGUUGCAUUUGCUUAGUGUUGACAAAUACAAUUAUUUAUCGAGGACUGGGUGUAGUGUAGUGCCGGGAGUGGACGAGCAGUAUGAGUUCUCGCGCCUCAAGCAGUCAAUGGACAUGGUGGGCUUCACCAUGGACAAACGGCGGAGGCUGUUUGCUGUUUUAUCUGCUGUGCUCCUAUUAGGUAACGUGGAGUUCCAGCCACAACGAAAAUCAUAUCAUCACGACGAGGCGGUCGGAGUUAGGAACCCUGAGGUGGUGUCGCUCAUAUCAUCCCUCCUUCACGUGAAACAGGAGACCCUUCUAGCGGCGCUUACGUCCAAGCGCGCCCGGGCUUCAGGGGAAACACUCGUCAUUAACUAUAGAUUGCCCGAAGCCAUAGCGACUCGCGAUGCGAUGGCGAAGUGCUUAUACGGUGCUCUGUUCGACUGGAUCGUGAUGCAGGUCAACCACGCGCUGCUCUCAAAAAAGGACACGCUAAGGGAGCAUCAGGGACAUAGCAUAGGCGUCCUCGACAUAUUCGGGUUCGAGGACUUCGGUCCGUCGAACAGUUUCGAGCAGUUGUGCAUCAACUACGCCAACGAGCACCUGCAGUACUACUUCAACCAGCACGUGUUCAAGUACGAGCAGGAGGAGUACCGUCGUGAGGGCAUCCGCUGGACCGACAUCGGCUUCUCCGACAACACCGGCUGCCUGCAGCUCAUCGAGGGCAAGCCCAGCGGCCUGCUGUGCGUCCUGGACGACCAGUGCAAUUUCCCGUGGGCCACAAAUGAGACGCUACUGCAAAAGUUCAACUCUGUGCACGAGGACAAUCCAUUUUACGAGAAACCUCAGAGGCGUGAACCAGCGUUUGUGGUGCGGCAUUAUGCUGGCAGGGUAAAAUAUCAGGUGACGGUGAUGCGAGAGAAGAACUUAGAUCUGAUGCGGCAGGACAUCGUAAGCGUUUUGAAAAAUUCCUCGCUGGCGUUUGUUCGGGAACUAGUGGGUGUGGACCCCGUCGCCGUCUUCCGCUGGGCUAUUGUGCGAGCGUUUUUCAGAGGGUACUUUGCGUUCCUAGACGCGGGUAGAAAGCACCGCGUGCAUCGAGCCGACGGCGCUUCGCGAGUCCCGCGCGCGUCCAUACACGCGCCCAACGAUUCCAUCCUCAGAACGCCGCACAGGGCGCCGGCUAGGCCGCGCGAGACGCCGCCGCGGCCGCUCGAUAGCAAGCGGCCGGACGCGCGCGCCGACCACAAACAUUACAGGGGCGGCGCGCGCCGCUUCGACGAUACCGACGUCAUGCAGCGCGCCAGCCAGAUCGUCAUGAAAAAUAAGUCGUUCAGGCCUCGGGAACGCGCGAAGAAAGGUCUGAAGAACUUGCAAAGCGUGAAGACGCUAGCGGGCCGUACCGCCGCGCCCACUGGCAAGCGGAAACAGCCGUUAACAGUGGGGGCACAGUUCCAACACUCGCUUGCUGCGUUGAUGGAGACUCUGAACCAGGCCAAUCCGUUCUUUAUCAGAUGUAUAAAGUCGAACAGCGAUAAAAUCCCGAACGUGUUCGACGAGGAAACAGUCCAGCGGCAGUUACGGUACACCGGAAUGUUGGAAACUGUGCGCAUCCGUCAAGCCGGCUACAACGUGCGCCUCACGUACGAGGAGUUCAUCCAGCUGUACCGCAUCCUGCUGCCCAAGGGGCUGCUCAGCUCGCAGGCCGACGUCAGGCACUUCCUCGCCACGCUCAACCUGGACCGCGACAACUACCAGCUGGGUGCAACAAAAAUUUUCAUGCGCGAAAGCGAGCAGACGAAGCUGGAAUACCGGCUGCACCAGCAGAUCAUGGCGUCAAUCAUUACCAUCCAGCGCUGGUUCCGCGCCGUGCUCGAGCGCCGCCGCUUCCUCGCGCUGCGGCGCGCCUCGCUCGUCAUACAGACCUAUUGCAGGCAAUGGCUGAUCAUCCGUCAAGAAGCAGCCAUCAAACUGCAAUCGUGGUUUCGCGGUAGUCGCGUGCGGCGAUGGUACCAGCGUCUUCGAGGCGGCGUCGUGGCCUUCCAAGCGGCGGUCCGAGGGUACCUGCUCAGGAAAACUCUGCCCGAGUUGAGGAGGAAACUGCCGCCGCCCACGCAUGACAAUACGCAGGCGUACAAGGCGAAACUGAAAGUCGACCCUGAAUGUGACAUCCUCAGCCUGGAGCAAAUCAAAGACAUCAUUGGUAUUCAUGUGCGGCGAAACAUGGACAGCGUAGAAAAGGCUAGACAACUGAGGGCGACACAAUCUUUGCCGAUUGCGAGUUGGGAGAAAAAAGUUGAGGACAUAUUAUUAGAAAUCACGGAUGAAGAUUCGUAUAGCAAGAAGAAACUUUAUAAAACGCAAAACGUUAAUGAAAUACCUUUGAAGCAAGCCAGUACGAGCAUCGGCCAACAAGAACCUAGCGAAUCGUCACCCGAAGAUAACUGGUGUGUAAACCAAUCCAAGUACCCUCAAAGCGGCAUCGCUCUCCCGAAGAAAAUCACGGCUGAAGACCUAGCCAAUGAGUGGUUGUGGCUUAGGAUAGACCAGAGCUAUCUACAGGGCAAAAAUAAGAUAAGAGAAAGAGAAUUGGAAGAACUAAUGGAAUCCAUGGCGAGUGGGAGCGAGGAGUACCUAUCAGAGUGCAUAGACAGGUGGAGCUCUGCAGAUAACUCCGACAGUACGAAAAAUAAUGACUCAAGACGCGGCUCGCCAGUCGUAUACCAUCGGAGCAUAUCGAGCAGCACGCUAGAAGCGGGUCGAGCGCUGCACUCGCUGCCGCCCGUGCGACGACAUCCCACGCGACACCACGAUGCACCUGACGCUGCCGCGCCGCCCGCGCCCGCGCCGCAGCCCGCCGUCGCUGUAGUCGCGCAAACGCAGCCGCGUAACUAUACAGCGUGUUCAACCGCCGCCCGCUCGGUGGAAGCGCCGCCCGCGCCGCCGGCCCGCUCGGCGCGCCGCUCGCCGCGCCGGACGACGCGGGUGCCUCCGCUCGACAGCGCGGACGCGGCGCUAACGACCCACGCGCAUAAUAAUAUGCACGCCGCACACGCCGCUAGUGCAUCCGCUGAACACCUCGAUAUUAAGCGAACGGCAUCAGAGCUGAUGUCCCCGCUGCUCGAGGCGACCGUAGUGGGAGCGGGCGCGGGCGCGGUGGCGGGCGCGGCGGCGGUGGCGGGCGCGGGCAGCCUGCGGCGCCGCAACUCCGACCCCGCGCCCUGCGAGCCAAGGGCGCCCGACCCGCGGUCCACCGACUACAUUGGCCAGACGGGGAACGGGCUGUUUCGGAUCGCGGGACACAGGUUUCGCAAAGGCACCCGCUUCGCGAAGGACGACAAAUGCGUGUACUGUCACAAGCCCAUCGACGCUUUCAUCACGCAAGGGCAGCGCUGCAUCGACUGCAAGCAGCUUUACCACACGAAAUGCAUCCAGAACAAGGGCGUGAUCACCAUGCCCUGCUCCAGUCCCGUCACCGUCGCGUCACGCGGCCGCCACAAGAACCGAAAACGGAUCAUGCUCAAGGAUGCCAACUAUUUACUAACCGACCAGUCGAAAGGCUCGGUCAGUUCCAACUUCAAUCUAACCGGCACAUCGGAGUUUAUGGACAGAACUGACAAGAUAAUAUCGGACGCGACUGAGCUACAAGCGAUGCAACAUUUCAUCACAAAGAAGAUCUACCAGAUGGAAUCUUCGGAGAACGAGAAACAGUCUGAGGUCGACAGGGUAUUCAAGCACGCGCUACGGGAGUUCAAAGACAAUUUAGUAGCCACAUACAGCGUGGUAGAGACCCGUGGUUCUGCUCUCAAGUACAAAGACCUGAUCGGCAACUUCCUCCACGUCAUGGAGACGGUGUGUGCUCGCGAGGGCUCCACGUUGUCCAUUACGAUGGGAGUCAACGCCUUCCGAGGGUUCAUGGACGAGUUUAUGAGCCAGCAUGAAACGGAUAAAGCUAGGACGAAGAGGAAAAAGGAUAAGAAGAGAAAGGUGGAUGACCCCAUCCAAUACAAAGGGCACACGUUCAUUCUGUCCAUGAUCAACAUCCCAACGGAGUGUGAGAUCUGCAAAACGUUCUUCAUGUGGCCCAUCGAGCGAUCGCUUAUUUGCCAGUCGUGCAAGCUGGCGUCGCAUAAGAAGUGUUAUAUGAAGGUGACAACAUUAUGUAGAAAAGACUCUGUAAAUAGAUCUGCAGCAAUCGUGGGAGUGGUUGAUGCAGGUGGUAGGGAACAAUUCGGUGUCGUCAAAAGAGGAAAGGUAUUUGGCGUGCCGCUAAGCGAGCUUCCGACGGGCGAUAGUAAUAUUCCAAUUGUAGUAGACCGACUAAUAACAACAAUAGAAAUGACUGGGCUUUACACGGAAGGAUUGUACAGAAAAAGUGGGCUUAGUUCGAAGGUGCGCGAACUUCGGCGGCUACUCGACGAGCGGCCGGCGGAAGGUGCCGAGCGACUUGAACUGUAUGCUGUGCACGUGCGAGCCUCCGUUCUCAAGGGCUUCUUCCGCGACCUGCCCGAGCCGCUGCUCACCUUUGACCUCUACGACGACUUUAUCCGCGCCGCAGAGAUCACCGACCCGCAGGAAAGGGUAUCAAGCAUAUUUACAAUACUCAAAAAGUUGCCAAAACCAAACUUCGAUCUAGUGGAGAGGCUAAUCUUCCACUUGGCGAGGGUGGCGUUAGGGGAGGAUCACAAUAGGAUGGGCCCGAACGCGCUUGCGAUCGUGUUCGCGCCGUGCAUACUUCGAACACACAAGGUGCAGCCGGCGCAGGACUCGCUGCACGACAUCGCGCGCCAGACCGCCUGUCUCGAGGCCAUCUUGCAGGACAAGCUGCGCACUGUCCGCGGCACGCUACAAGACAUCGCGACCCUAGAGUCGGCGUGCCUGACGGCCAACGACCGGCUGUCGUCGCUGCGCUCGGCCUCGCGCGCGCCGCGGCCCGAGGAGCACAUCCUGGUGGGCCACAUCCACGAGAUACAGAAGGAGAAGGCCAUACUCACCUCCAACCUGCCCACGCUUAUCAGGGCGACGUCAGACGACGACCUGCUGUCGACCACGGACCACGACGGCGAGUUCGGUUCCAGCGACGACCUCAGCGCCGGCGCGCUCCGCUCGCAGCGCCUUCUACACCGCCAGCUGUCCACCGACGACCCCAUCAUGGUCUGACAUCCACCACCAAACGAACCACAUACGGAACGAUCCUCAUAAAAAAAACUCAUUUAUUUCCUGUAAGUAAGCUCUCAUACAGAAUUUUAACACGUGCUAAAAAGCGUGCGCGCCAGUGCUAAAAAGAAGCAGCGCGACAGAUCUUACAUUGUGCCAGGUAUCCACAGACAACCCCAUCAUGGUCUGACACACGGACCACUAAAGGAUUCAUGUAAUGAACGACCCCUUCAAGUACCAGCGUACCACUAUAGAAAUCAAAUGUUAUCGUGCGACCGAUUACGGUUCCACAAGUUGAGAAAAAAUCACACCAAAAUGAAUGAUCCCACUUUGCGCCAGGUCUCCACCGAAUAAUCAUAUCAUUAGAACCAGCCGUUAGUUUUCUGUGUAAUGUGUACAUGAGCCUUUACACAAUUUUUAUUGCAUAUGAAGACACCAUCUACUUUCUGCAAUAUCGUAUCGUGUGACGUCAAAUCGAGUUGAGCAUGACAAAUGGUGCUUGCAUGUGACGUCUCAUAGAUUUAACCAAUCAUGACCGAUUUCAAUCGCAUUGCGCCAACUAAAAUAUUGGUGAAGAUAUACAAAUGUCAGGUUAUUUAAAUUACCGGUUAAGAAUCUCCCAAGAAAUAAGAGCGUGAUUAUCAUAACAUAAAAUUUGUUGUAAUGUACAAAUUACAAUAACGACUAAAUAAUGAAUGAGGAACACCAUAGAAUCAAUGCUGGCAUCGCUCGACUAUAAGCUACGUUACUGAAUGUUCUCACAUUCAAUUAAUAACGGCGACACUUGCCAUAUAGCAGUUCUGUUUCAAGGUUUUUUCAACGAUGUAUGCGCUUAUGAAGUAACAAGUUAAUCAAACAGCGUGCCAAUACUUGUUAUAUGUCAUUCAUGCACACGCAGAGUUUACGUUACGAUGAGACUUAUAAAAUCAAACGUAUGACAAUGUAUCCGUGCGUAUACGCUUAGGUUUAUUGUGCUUGUCGUUUGUUUACGGGGCUCUGUUACGCAUACAUAUCUAUAAAAACAACGAAAACCAUUUUGUCGAAACUAUCUUUACGCUUCAGAGGGAACUGCGUGUGCAUUUUUGAUGACCUAAGGCAGGCAGCAGGCGCCAUAAAGGUAUUUUUCGUGUAAGAUUAAUUCAGAUGAGAUUAUUUUAGUUAUAACGAAAUGGGGCAAUAAAUGUAUCUUGUAUACAUAAGUUCAAAUCUUACGAUUGAAUACGGCCUCCCGAGGCUUAUAAAAAUCCCUAAAAUUAAAAUAAGAUACAUAAUAAGAUAAAUAAAUCUUAGUUAAAAUCUGUUGUAAUAACAAACUUUUAGACAACUGAGUGUAUUUCACAUUCAUGCCACUAGGAAUAGAAGUUUAUAUACGUAAUUCGAUACUUUUAAAAAGUGAUUCUGUUUCCAUAUAGUUGUUUGUUAUAAUUGUUAGUUUUCUGAUAUUCGAAUGUUUGUUAUUGCAUUAAGAGACUCAUAUUAUUGAUGUUGUGGAGUCUUCUUGCCAUUAUUGUGCUGUCAACUACAACCCCAAACGUAUUGUUGAUAAUAUUAAAUCGAGUGCCGGAGUUAAGAAGUUAGUACUACACGUGUGUCUGAUAAAGGCGUAGUGUGACUUGUGUUGAGAUUAUGAAUGCAGUAAAGUGUGAAAUCGUACUUAAUGAGUUAAACGAGCUUAUGUUAAGAGUACGCUUUCAGAAGCCACUGCAUGCGAUUAUAAACGUUAACGAGAAAAUCAUAUUUUCUUAUGUGAAUUAUAUUCAUCUUUGCACUGAUAUUAUAUUUUAUGAUAUAUUUUCCGUGUAAAUAUGUAAAUCUUGUGUAAUUGUGAUUUAUAUAAAAAUAGCAAUAUUGUUUCUUUAAGGUUUAUCCUAAGUUAUAUGUGUUCGAUAAAGCCUUUUGUUCAAGAUUGUAUUAUUGUGAUGAUUUGUAACUAUGUGGUAGUGAUACGGAGUUUAAAAAUACCGCUGUCGUUUGUUGUUGAGAAGUAGUCUAUUCCAGUUGCAUUUUUCCGUGAUUCGUAUAACCUAAGUAGGAUGCUAAAUUGCUAAGGCCCAGAACAGACGGUGAAACGCAACUGCAACUUUAUUGUGAAUGAAACUGAAACUGAAAGUUUCAAACUGGUCGCGUCAUGUGUGGUCUCUCAACGGACGCUAUGGCAGAAACUUAGAUGCAACUCAAAAGUAACUAGCAGUUGCAGUUUCGUUGCAGUUGCGGUUCACCGUCUGUUCUGGGCCUAAGGAUUCUGAAUAUCUUGAGUUACAAAAUUAAGUUUUCAAAUUGUUUUAAUAAAGAAUUCAUUCCAUUAAAUAAGUAAAAGCAACUGAAGCAAUCUAGUUGGACAUCUUCGGCAUAGUUACGUAACUAUUAUAUCAGCAGAUCUUCAAGUUUACCUAUUCUUUAAGUUCCAUUUAAAAGUAGUUCAUUAAGUUUUAAUCAUUAACAUAAUUUUAAAAUGUUAUAUUAGGACAAACGGCAUUCAUAUUACCAUGACAUGUUAGCUUCACACCGGUUGCCAUACAUUUUUAAACAACUAUGUAGCAAAAAUAUACAACCUUUGUACCUAUACAUAUUGAUAAAUCAGGAGUAACUUUUAGCUUGCUUUUAUCAUUUUAUCUGCUUUAUAUUCAAAAAGACUGUCUACUGAUAAGCUAUUGAUUUUAAUGUUAUAAGUCACAAAUAUUUUAACCACAUUCUAUGCUUAGUUUUUAACUACUAAUUAUCCAGACAACGAUUGUUCUGUGACAUCUUUUAUUUAUAUUUUAAGUCUAUGACUAUAGAUACUUUAGAGCAAUGAAUUUUUAGUUAAUAUUCAUAACUAAGCCGAGUGAGACACCAUCUCUUGUGACCUAUUCGACAUGAAUCUCACCGGAAUACAAUUUAUAGAUAAUUAUACAACAUUUUCAACAAGAUUCGUCAUACAUUCGACACCAAAAGGGACACUAUAAACCGUGAUAGUAGUAGGACUAAACUGGCUUUUAAACGAUAGUUCAGUGCAGUUUAUUUUUGAUAAACAAAACAUUUCUUUAUCAAUAUAAGCUAAAAAGAUAGCGAGAUUAGCUAGAUAGUAUGUUGAGCAAUGUUUUGACAUAUUAACGAGUGUUUAAUAUUAGUAACUUCUCUAUUAGUGGGGUUGUGUCGCAGUAAUUUACUGUAUUUUCUGUGCCUUCGACUAGUUUGCUUUUAGCAGGCCAUGUCUACUGAGUGUUUAGCUGAUGUGGUUUUCAUACUUUAAUCUUUUAGUACCUUUGACAUACUUUAAAGUACUGUUAAACUAUAUUUACCUACUUACUUGUUUAAUGCUUUUGGCGUUUAUAGUUGUAGUGACAUAUUAAGAAUUUAAUACAGGUAUAUUAGCGUUGUUUCAGUGCCCCAUUUUAACACAAUAUAUACUCAAGGUAUUGAUGUAGGCUACUUUGUAAAAAAUGAAUGUGCAAUGUGUCUAUAUGUAGAAAUUAACGACACUAGAAGUGUAUGUAGAUAAAUGGCAAGUUCCGUUUAAGGAUUUUGUAAAUAUUAUCUUUAGUUAGUAUUUUAGUCAGGUACUAUUUUAAUUUUAAUAAUGGUUAACAUCUCCUAAAUUUUAGUUAUCAAAAAGUGCCUGUCAAAACUGUAAUUUUAUGAUUUGUGAUUGAUUUAUUCCCAACUGGUGCCUAUCUAAAACAAUUUUACUGUGUAUUUAUUAUAAACUAUUGUUAAUUUUAUCUUGGUUACAUAUUACAUUUGUUGGUCUUAGAAAUGUUUAAAGCUUAACUUUUCUGUUCCAUAGGCCUGUUAGAUCUUAUUAAACCCUAACAAAAUAUAAAAUUUUCUGCAAAUAAUUUUAGAUAUCUUUUCAUAUGUAAUUUACAAAUUGUUAAUUAUUGUAAGACAUUCUUGCUAUACAAAAUUUAGAAUAGUGCUGAUGCGGAUUUUUUACAUGAUAUUAUUUGAUAUUUCUACAGUUUAGAUAUGGUUGCUUGCUGUGAAUACUGAAUCUAUAGGUGUAUUUGCUAAGGACCAAUACCUGCGCUCUUUACAAGUUGUCAUUUUAUAUUCCUGUAUGUUAAUUGACUGUGAAGUUUCCUAAAUAUAUGUUAAUCAUUAAUGGAUCUUGUAAAAUAUAAUGUGUAUAUUGUUCAACUUAUUUUUAGGGUUCUUGUAAUGUGUCAAGAUUGAAAUGUAACCAAAACAUUACACCUGUAUACAAAUUAUAAAAAAAUUGCUGUGGAAAAUCA
Molecule: messenger RNA, 11131 nt
Organism: Ostrinia furnacalis (Asian corn borer)
Lineage: Eukaryota; Metazoa; Arthropoda; Insecta; Lepidoptera; Crambidae
Product: unconventional myosin-IXa
Exons: 34
Coding region: 753-6920 (2055 amino acids)
Biological process (GO): intracellular signal transduction
Cellular component (GO): myosin complex; actin filament
Molecular function (GO): microfilament motor activity; ATP binding; actin filament binding
Source: RefSeq, a predicted model, not a curated record